This is a messenger RNA of Scatophagus argus, 2002 nucleotides long. Its product is annotated as aquaporin-3-like. The transcript has 6 exons. Bases 93 to 1001 code for a protein of 302 amino acids. Gene Ontology annotation, molecular function: water channel activity; glycerol channel activity; urea transmembrane transporter activity. The record is from RefSeq and is a predicted model, not a curated record. Lineage: Eukaryota; Metazoa; Chordata; Actinopteri; Scatophagidae. Gene Ontology annotation, biological process: glycerol transmembrane transport; water transport. Gene Ontology annotation, cellular component: basolateral plasma membrane; plasma membrane.
CCCGGUCCUCCCAGCUACACAAGCAUUCAGGAGACCCUAUCAACCCACUGCGCCUGUCUUCUCACAGUCUCAGCAGCCUCCAGAAAGAAAUCAUGGGCAGACAGAAGGUGUAUUUGGAAAAAAUGUCUCGGUUCUUCCAGAUCCGUAACCUCCUGCUUCGACAGGCCCUGGCUGAAUGUCUCGGCACCCUCAUCCUUGUGAUGUUUGGCUGUGGUGCUGUGGCACAGCUGGUGCUGAGCGGUGGCUCCCAUGGCAUGUUUCUGACUGUCAACUUUGCCUUUGGCUUCGCUGCCACAUUGGGUAUCCUGGUGUGUGGCCAGGUAUCAGGUGGCCAUCUGAACCCUGCAGUGACCUUUGCCUUGUGCCUGCUUGGAAGAGAACGCUGGAGAAAGUUCCCCAUGUAUUUCCUCUUUCAGACAAUUGGUGCUUUUUUUGGUGCUGCUUUCAUUUUCGGCAUGUACUAUGAUGCCCUGUGGGACCAUCCUGGAUGUUUCAAUGUGACUGGGCCUGACGCCACAGCUGGCAUCUUUGCUACCUAUCCUGGAAAACAUCUCACCAUUGUCAAUGGCUUCUUUGAUCAGAUAAUUGGCACUGCAGCGCUCAUAGUGUGUAUUCUGGCUAUUGUGGAUCCAUACAACAACCCCAUCCCCCAAGGGCUGGAGGCCUUCACUGUGGGAUUUGUGGUUCUGGUCAUCGGAUUGUCUAUGGGCUUUAACUCUGGCUAUGCCGUCAACCCUGCCAGAGACCUUGGUCCACGUCUUUUCACUGCUUUGGCUGGGUGGGGCAGUGAAGUUUUCACGGCUAGAGAUGGAUGGUUCCUGGUGCCCAUUUUUGCCCCAUUCCUGGGCGCCAUCAUUGGUGUGAUGAUCUACCAAGUGAUGGUUGGCUUCCACGUGGAGGGAGAAGCACGUGACCAGAAGGCCAGAGAGGAGGAGAAUGUCCGUCUCACCAAUGUCACCGCCAACGACAAUCCCAAAGAAGCUACCAAAGACAUGCACUAAGUGUGUUAUGAGACUUUCAGCUACACGCUUUCACAAUCUGUAAAUACUAAGACACACACAAGCAUUUUUUUCCAGCCACGACUGGUUUUCCAUUUUGACAGCUGUUGGGGUUUCUCUGAUGAAAGCUGUGUUUCUGAAAACGGGCCCCUCUCUGGCCUCUCUUUCAAUAUUAUGUCUUUGUAUUAUACUGUAGAGGAACAGUUGUAUAUAAAUGUAGAGGGGAGAAACACAAGGAAAGAAACACAGAAUUACAUUAAUUCUUUUAACAAACAUGAUGAACAUCAUAGUGUCUAUUACUCUCCAGUUUGAACAGUAUUGUAUACUUCAUACCAAUAUAGUUUUAUAUACAGUUUUACAGUGGCUAUGUUAGACAGGUGUACAUAUUUCCUAAGGCAUUUCUUUUAACUUUGUCAGUCCAUAUAGCUGUUUUACUGUUAAUAUUUAAAUUCAGGGAAACUGUCAGGAAAUUGGGAAAGUAAAAUUUCAAACUACAGCCUAAAAGUUGAAACUAAAAGCCCAAAUAUAAAGGGAAUGUCUGUUUGAGGAGAAUCAACUCUGUUUUUCAAAGCUGACAGACGGCAGUGAAGCUUCAUCCUUCCCACAACAUUCUUCACUUUUGCCACUGCUAGUGCAAAGCAGCUAUAUUAAAGCCUUUGUCUUUUUAUGCACACUCUAUUUGCCCUGUUAAAGUCCCAACCAGCAAAUCUUAAGCAACCUGACAAUUAUUGUGAUAUUUCACUAGCAAACUUGGUCAUUUAUCUUUUGUAUGAACUAAUUUUUUUAUGAGAGGCUGCUUGAGCCUUCAAGGUGCCUCCCUGAAAAUAUCAGAUAUGUGUUAACAAAUGGCAAUUGUCCACUUGUAUGUACAGCACCAUGUUAACCUAUAAAACUGCCUUGACUGCCUUGUUGUGUUGCAUUUUGCCUGUUGAUGUGUUUGUAUGUAUGUUGAGGGGAAAUGCUUUUGUACUGAUAUACAAUAAAGUUCUGUUUUUUUAUCAUAA